Messenger RNA from Bipolaris maydis ATCC 48331, 1745 nucleotides. Its product is annotated as NLI interacting factor-like phosphatase-domain-containing protein. Gene Ontology annotation, molecular function: phosphoprotein phosphatase activity. Lineage: Eukaryota; Fungi; Ascomycota; Dothideomycetes; Pleosporales; Pleosporaceae. The record is from RefSeq and is a predicted model, not a curated record.
GGCCCAGCAGGUUUUGUGCGGUCUCCCCACUGCUCGUCCAUCUCAGCGCCACCACCGUCUGCGAACAGAGACAUAGGCAGCAAGCAGCAGCAGGAGCAACAGCCCCCGGCCAUCACGCUACCCCACAAUCCUCGCCAUUCGCGCACCCCAGCCCUCUCCCUCGACUCGGUCUGACGAUGCGAGUGCAGUAGCUGCAUAGAGCGAGACGCGCAAGAUGGGCGCCGACAGGAGCAACGGCUCCGGUUCCUCGACGACGGAAGCCGUCGCAUCCGGAUCCAACGAGAAAUCACCGCUCCUCCAACAAUCCCAGAAGGGACCAUACGACGACACGACGCGGCGAAGACGGUGGCUCUACCCGCAGCUGCUGUCCGAUGGCCUCACUGCCAUCGUGGGCGUGCUGGCGACCCCCUUUGUCUACACCGGCCACUACCUGAUUGCCUGCUUCUACUACGAGGACGGCCACUUUUCCUUUUUAGCCCCUGUGUAUCACGUUUCGCGCACCUUUACACGCCGACGCCGGAAGAAAGUAGGCGCACACGCAGCGCGAGCCUCGGCCGCUACCGGCAGCAACGAGAAGGCCAUGCGCAAAGGUCGCAGCUCGAGCAUUGCCCAGCCCAUGACCAUGCAACCCUCGCGGCGCUCCCUAUCUAUCGCAUCCACAUCCACCGCCAUGACAUCCGACUCGGAGACCGAAAGACCACCUUCGCGCGGCGGAGACUGGGACAGCCCUUCGCAACACACGCGCUCUAAGUCGAGUGCAUUAUCGCGCGCAGAUGAAAUCGCUCCCGCAAAACGGUCGAUCCGCAUUACACUACACCACAACGAGGACGUGUUGAGACAACGAAAGGCUGCAAAAAAGGCACAGUCUUCCAAAAGCAACUCCAUCUCGUCUGAGGCUGCCGCUUCGCUCAAGUCGCCCACCGGCCCGGCAACCGCAUCGUCCAAACAAUUGACCAAAUUCCCACGAGCGCCUCAGCCCCCACGCCCCUUGGUGCCACGGCGUCAGCCAUCCUACUCUGCCAAAGGCACUUCGGCCGUCGGUCCACACCAAAAAACACUCAUCAUUGAUCUUGAUGAGACUUUGAUUCACAGUAUAGUCAAUGGCGGCCGCUUCCAGACUGGUCACAUGGUAGAGGUAAAACUGCAGGCAUCUAUCGGCGCGGACGGACAGGUUAUUGGUCCCCAGGUGCCGCUCUUGUACUACGUCCACAAGCGGCCGUACUGUGACGACUUCUUGAAAAAGGUCAGCAAAUGGUACAACCUGAUCAUAUUUACCGCAUCUGUCCAGGAGUAUGCUGAUCCCGUCAUUGAUUGGCUGGAGGUGGAGCGCAAGUACUUUGCAGGACGAUACUACCGGCAGCACUGCACUGUUCGCAACGGGGCUUACAUCAAGGAUCUUGCCCAGGUCGAGCCAGAUCUGAGCAAGGUUAUGAUACUUGACAACAGCCCCUUGAGCUACGUCUUCCACCCAGAUAAUGCCAUUCCAAUCGAAGGCUGGAUCAGCGACCCAACAGAUCACGACCUGCUGCAUCUCAUCCCACUGCUCGAAGGCUUGCAAUAUGUCACUGACGUGCGAGCAUUGCUUGCGCUCCGGCUCGGCAUGCCUGCGUCCGUAUAAUCAGGUAGCCACAAUUUUGGUGGCAUUCACAGUAUCCCGCCUUCUAAUACUCUUUGUACCAUAGAUCCGUUGACUAGGCCGAGCAGUUGGCUAUGUAGCUUGUUGAGGUGAUACCCAUGAUGUUUAU